CCCCUGGUCGUGGUGCGGUGCCUCCUGGACGUCCUCACCACCUCCACUCUGACUCCCACUCAGCAUCUGGAGCAGAAACAAGCUCUGGCUCGUCAGUUCGCUCACAUCCUUCACUUCACGCUGCGCUUCGACGAGCUCAAGGUCUGCUCACCAUCUCGUAUCCAUGUGAACAACGAGCUGGCCAAUCGGAUGUCUCUGUUCUACGCCAGCGCCACGCCGAUGCUGAAGACGCUCAGCGACGCCACGUCAAAGUUCGUCUCUGACAAUGUGGACGUCCCGAUAGAAAACACGACCGACUGUCUGAGCACGAUGGCCAGCGUGUGCAAAGUGAUGCUGGAAACACCAGAGUACCGCAGCCGCUUCGCCAGCGAGGAGACGGUGCUGUUCUGCCUCCGCGUGAUGGUCGGCGUCAUCAUCCUGUACGACCACGUUCACCCGGCCGGAGCCUUCGUCAAGACCUGCAACAUAGACAUGAAAGGCUGCAUCAGAGUUCUGAAGGAGCAGCCGCCCAGCAGUGUGGAGGGAUUACUCAACGCUCUCAGGUAUACGACCAAACACCUGAACGACGAGGCCACGUCCAAGCAGAUCAAAAACAUGCUGCAGCCCAAUUAACAGA
Molecule: messenger RNA, 616 nt
Organism: Gasterosteus aculeatus aculeatus (three-spined stickleback)
Lineage: Eukaryota; Metazoa; Chordata; Actinopteri; Perciformes; Gasterosteidae
Source: RefSeq, a predicted model, not a curated record